Molecule: messenger RNA, 1089 nt
Organism: Penicillium alfredii
Lineage: Eukaryota; Fungi; Ascomycota; Eurotiomycetes; Eurotiales; Aspergillaceae
Exons: 5
Coding region: 1-1089 (362 amino acids)
Cellular component (GO): cytoplasm
Molecular function (GO): 5'-deoxynucleotidase activity
Source: RefSeq, a predicted model, not a curated record
AUGGAAGCUACACCUUUGCCAUUUCUACAUGCCAUAGAGACGCUGAAACAUUUGCCACGGACAGGAUGGCUGAGAACGGUUCAGAAUCCUGAGAGCGUGGCGGCGCAUAGUUUUCGAGUAGCUAUCUUGGCUAUGCUUGCUCCGGAAAAUUUGAACUUGGAUAGAGCAAAAUGCAUCCAAAUGGCGUUGAUCCAUGAUUUGGCAGAGUCAGUCAUAGGGGAUAUCCCGACCUUCGCAGGGUACUUGGAAAGCUUGCUCCAAGUUUACAACCCAGAAAGAGCGAAGGAAAUCAGCAUGCUGUGGCUGGAGUAUGAGAAGGGUGAAACUCCAGAAGCAAAAUGGGUGCGGGAGAUGGACAAGUUUGAGUGUCUGGUCCAAGCACACGAGUAUGAACAGAGGACCUUUGGUCAAAAAGACCUCAGUGAAUUUCAAGGGCUAUCAGCAAAGGUCCAUUCUCAAGAGGCAGGCCGAUGGGCAGAAUCCUUGUCUCGAGAAAGAAAAGAUCACCUUGCCAAGCGGAAACAGCGACUGCCAAUCAUUUUUAUCACGGGCGAUGUCGAUACCAGUGAAAAAAUCGCUAGAUAUACCUCGACGGCGCUUUCCCUUCCACACAUAUCGGUAACCCAAAUACUUCGUGAAAAGGCCAAAGAUGUCAAAUAUCCUCACCAUACCAUCAUUCAGAACUGUCUGGAUAAGGGGUUUGAUGUGCCGGCGGGUCUUCCGGUUGGACUACUUGAAGAUGAGAUAACGGCCUUGGAUGGACGGCCAUGGUCAAUUAUUUCUGGGUUUCCGAAUGACACAGAGCAGCUGGCAGAGUUUGAAAAAAAGGUUCAAAAUUCGAAUUUCGCCUUUUACGUGGAAUGCACUCCCUACACUGAUAAUCCACCUUUGGAUGGAGCAAUGCACACUUGGAGAUCUUCCGCUGUCGACUUCAAGAAAAACCUGGAGAGCUCAGCCGCUUAUUUUGAAUUGAUUGGUUCUACUACCGAACAGCGAACGGUGUCUGAGGAGGAACUUUGCGAAGUUGUCGUUAAAUCAGUCAAGGACCUUAUCGCGCAUGCUAACGCACAUGGUGAAGAAAACCCAUGA